UGUCUUUCGAGUUAUUAUAAAGAAAACAUUAGAAAAUAUUGGAAGUGUAAUAUCGUUAUUGCAAUAACAUAUGAAAAUUAUAAAUUUUCAACAAUCUAUUAUAUUGAGUCGGAACUAGGAUGUGUUACUGUUACGUAAUUGCUCGAUGAUAAGAGUCGUCAUAGACUGUGGAAUUCGUGAUUCAUAGGUGUCGAAUUUUGUAAAAAAAAUUAGUAAUGCGGUUGCAUAGAAGCUAAAUUUGUUCGUUUGGGCAUGAAACUACAGCGACAAUAAACUAAAAUAACAAUACAAGUUCCGGAUUCUGAAAAAAUGUUACGCGAGUUAACUGCUUGGGUGCUGAAUAAUUACCUAGGAAAAUAUGUAGAAAACCUUAAUACGGCGCAACUGACAAUUGCGUUGUUGUCUGGGCAAGUUGAACUCGAAAAUCUACCGUUGCGUAAGGAUGCUCUUCGCUAUUUGGGACUUCCACUGCAAAUCAUCAAUGGCACAAUCGGCAAAAUAAAACUUACUGUACCAGUGCGCCAAUUUCGUACCGCUUCUUGGUGCUUGAAUAUCGACAACGUUAACGUAAUCUGCGGACCAAUUGAUCUAAAUGAAUGGAAUUCGGAAAUUGAGCAGCAAACAGAGCUUGACUUCAAAAUUGCUGCUCUCGAUCGCAUCGAAGCGAAAUGGCGAGCACUGCGAGAAACCCCUGUAACUGAGGGAAGCUAUUAUGCAUCUUCUUAUUCUGGAUGGCUCAGCUACGGAACAUCCUUAAUAACAAACAUAAUUGAAAAUUUGCAACUUAAAGUAAACGGUAUUCAUAUACGUUACGUAGACGGAUUAACUAUUCCCAACCAAACGUUCGCCUGUGGGAUUAACAUUGAAGCACUCUCGGCGCAGAGCUGUGACGCCAACUGGCAACCGGGGCAGACCUCUAACUGGAGCCAACAGCAAGUAACGUUCAAACUUGUAGAAUUAACUAACUUUGCCAUCUACUGGGAUCCGCUCGCUCGGGAAGAACAAGUUUACGUAAUCAGUCCGAUAAGUGCAAAAGCCCAGCUGAAACGUGACCGCAGUGACACUCCAUUACGGACGCGCAGCCGACCGCGGCUGGUAUGCGAUUUGAUAUGGGAUGAAAUAAAGAUAACGCUCAGUGAUGUCCAGUAUAAUCAAAUGAUGCAAUGCGUUCGAGGAUUAGACGAUAUUGCAAGGUACCGUCGAUUCAAGCUGUAUCGGCCGAAUUGCAAUGUUGCCGACGAUCCCAGAGCAUGGUGGCGUUAUGCGAUUCGCUGCCAUGGACUCAUGCGAUACUCCGAAGUUGAUCCAUUUGUCAGAAUCAAAGAAAACAUGCGUUACAUCAACGUAUAUAGCCGGGUGGUUAGUAAUCCGAAUGAAGUGUUGUCGAUUGAAAACAAGUCUUUCAAAGAUCAAAUAGAGCGGGAACGCGAUUUUGAUGAAUUACGAUUGCUGAGAGAUGUCUGCAUGAUGCGAGUUCCUACGAUGACAGAAAACUCUCCUGCACAGAUCAAUCAAGGUAAAAGUAUGUUGGUACAUUUUUUCCCACAAUGGUGGGGAUGGUACAACAAUAAUAAUGGAAGUCCAACUGAUUUGAUAUCGAAUGAUCAAGGCGAUGAAAGCUCCGAAGCAAAUUGGAGUAAAGAUCAGGAAUUCAAUCCCAGCAGUAGUUUCGAAGACGAAAUUUUGAAUGCCCUGGCCGAUUCGGUAGAUACAAAUUCACUGUUGAAGAGAGAUGCAGUUUUUGGAAAAUUCAAUUUUGUCUUGAAGCGGGGAACAAUGGACUUUUGCAGCGGGCUUGGGAUUACUCCAAUGCUGCAGUUCCAAUUUCAAAAUCUCAAGCUUGACGUAGAAACAAGACCACGUAGUGGAUCACAUUACCUUAGUUUAUCGUUAGGAUCUGUUUUGAUAAAGGAUUGCCUGACACAGAAUUCGCAGUUUGCUGACUUGGUAAAGCCUCAAGCAAAAGAAGAACAGCUACCCCUUAAUCCAAAGAUAGGGCCGAUCAGGACGAGAAGCCAAUCUAUGCAGCAGGGUACUAUUGCAGAGCCAAUUUUUGAAGUGCAAUACGAACGAAAACCUCUUUCGUACGAUACUGAUUAUAGGUUGAUGGUUAAGUCGCAAUCGUUAGAUAUCGUAUAUAAUACUGAAGCAGUCAAAUGGUUGAUCGAUUUCUUGAUAAAACCACACCAGCAAUAUGAUACUCGACGUAAAAUAGAAGAUAUGAAAAAUAAAACAAAAAUGGAAUUCGUGCGUAACUGGAAGAAUAUUCUUGAAGGACACCUAAAUGCAAGAAAAACAUGGACUCUAGAAUUUGACAUAUUCGCCCCACAGAUUAUUUUUGUGGACAACUUUGCUGAUCGUCAAAACAGUACAAUCGUGGUGGUAGAUUUCGGUCGUUUGCAACUUACUAACGGAAAUAGACCAUUUACGGGGGCCACAUCUGAUAAGAUAAAUAAUGCCACUACUUCCCCUGAAGCGAAAACUGAAAACGACGAAGAUGAUGCAUUUAUGACACCUUGUUCAACACCUCCUGGGUCGGAAGCGAGUACAACCAACUCACCAACAUUGGAGUCUGCCUUUUCUGAACUACCAGAGAUAAAUCCAGCCGGCGCUGACUCUUUGGACGAACAUGCCCUAUAUCAGAAGUUGUACGACCGAUAUCAGCUUCAUCUAACAGAUCUUCAAGUAUUGGUAUGCCGCGGAAAAGAACGUUGGAAUUUCGCCAGUACUAAAGGCACAUCAACACUACACGUAUUAGAUCGUUUCAGCAUAUCUUUACAAGUUGAAAGGCGUGUGGUCUAUACAAAUGAUCCCCAGUAUCCGAGUUUAACGUUAUCCGGUACACUACCAAAGUUGAACGCCCACAUCAACGAGUAUAAGCUGUCUACACUAUUUACUUUAAUCGAUACUCUCACAAAAGCGGGUACGUUGCGAGUUGGUGGCGAUGUACCGGAUGCUGCGGAAAACAUUGUUAGUGAUAGUGAAAUCGAUCCUAAAUCGGAAGUUUAUGACGGUACUGAUUCAAGUUCAAUCCAACGGCAAGGGUCCUCUAACAUUAUCGUAUUCCAAUUCACCAUUGAUCAACUAUCGCUGGAAGUACAGUCACGAGGUAGAAGUAUCGUGGAAUUGCAAGUAACUGGCGUCAAAGCUGGUUACAGUAAAAGGCCGGAGGAUGUGACAUUAACACUGUCCGUUCAUGGACUUCUGCUGGCCGACGCCAUGCAAUCAUUUGGACCAGAUUUUGAACUACUUAUCGCCAGCCAUAGACAUGUGGGAAUGGAUAGCCUGUCCGGCAGCCUUCGACAAAGUGAACCAUGCUCUCCAUGUUCCCCUGGUUCGCCAGAUCCUAAUACGGAAAAUCGCCGACCAACUAGUCCGCUCACGAUUUCGAAAGCGCUAAGUAAUCUACAAAGAGAAGUAACUUCUCCUACUUGGAACGCUGCUCAAUUUGGUGAUCUAGAUGCACUCAUAACGGUCGAAAUCAUAUUCAUCAAUAGCAAUAACUUAGAGGACAAGCUGCAGGUGGCCAACAUCCAGUUUAAUAAUUUGGAUAUUAUAGCUAACCAAGAAACUAUCGUGGAACUGGUUGGAUUCAUUAAACGGGUUAUUCCGAAGGCACCACCGAAACCACCGGACCAAACGGGACCAACACAAAAGUCUGAAGAUAUUCAAGCAUCUACUGCAUCUCUGGCACCGAUGGUAGCCAUCAAAAAUGAAACAGAUACCAGCAUUCCAGGUCGAACCGAAAUUACUUUUGAUUUUCACCGACUCAACGUGCUAAUUUUGCGAGCAUUGAUGCGUGAUAACUACCUAGUAGGACGCAAAGUGGGAACUUUCACCAUGUCCGAAGCAAAAAUUCAUGCUUCCCUUGGAACUCUUAUGGCCGUAGAAGGAUCACUGGGAGGUCUUCAAGUACUGGAUCUAACGCCAGAAGGCAUCAAUCACCAAAGGAUACUUUCAGUGGGAAAAGAUCCACUUACCGAUCCACCCACGAUUCGACGCACUGGACCUGAUCUGAUGACCUCACUAACACAAGAAGUCUACGGCAAUCAAUCAAAGGAUUCUAUGGACGGAUUAGUCGAAGAAAGGCAAGCGCUUUCCUUUUCGGUUUCUAAAGACGCUAAUGCCAUAAUCGAUGUACGUGUCAAAAUGGCUUCGGUGUGGUUUAUUCAUUGCGCUCGGUUUAUGCAGGAGCUGAGCUGGUGCGCUUCAGAAUUCAAACAUUAUCUGAAAAAUUUGGCUCGCUCGAUCCGAGACAAGGCAACGGAUAUGGCACUUGGCUUGGUGCAGUCUAGAAGCGACCUUUCAAGCAGUCGACCUGAGAGUAUCUAUAAUUCACCACGUAAAACUAAACGUCAGAGAACAGUGUCACUAUCAAAGACCCAUGAAGUUUUGCUAAACUCUGAAUAUACACUGAAAGUCGACAUCACACUUGAGACCCCUGUGCUGAUAUUACCGAGAUCAAGUAGCAGUACACAAGUACUGGUGGCUCAUCUCGGGAAGAUCACGGUGAGUAAUACCCAUGAACAACAAAAUGGUCAUGCAAAUACUAGUCAAAAUAACAUUACAACAAUAAUCGCCGAUGUAGAUAAAGCUAUGUACAAUCUCAGCGAUCUUGAUGAAAUUUUUGAGCCAUCCGCUGAAGAAAAUGGUUUCAAAGGAAUUCGUUUUGGCAAGGACGAAUCAAUGGAAUUUAUAGAUGAUGCACCACAGAACUUUGAGUUGUACAAAAUCGAUAUAAAGAAUAUUAAUCUUUAUUCGUUAGAUACGAUGAACAGAAAAGGUUUUCGAUAUUCCGCACUGCCACGAGCGGAAGAGUUCUAUUCGUGCAAGGAAAAUGCCAUUCCAAUUAUACAUGACACAAUCUUCUCGCUCGAGAUAUCUAGAGAUAGUGCCGAGAACGAUAACGAUGGUUUUCGAGUCUUCGGUUGCGUUGUAAAACCUCUACGAUUAUCUCUAAAACGACAACAGUACGAACAACUGCUGGAAACCUUCGACAAUCUUUUCAAAAUUCCCAAAGAUUUGACUCGUCCACCAACGGAACCUUCAACAUUGGCCGAUAGACAUCCAGAAAUUCUUGAAGAGUCAACAUUCAAUGCUUUUCCCAUUACGGAUAAAGUGCGUCGUGGUCUGAUGUAUCAAAGCAGCUUUGAAGAGAAACCUUCUUCCCUAAACAUAAAGUUGAAUUUUGAACUUCCAACAUUUAUUAUACAGCUGAACGACGGAAACAAUGUACCUCAAAUACAAAUCUCCUUCAAAGAUUUUUCCGUAAUCUUCGAGAAACGUAACAUUUACGAAACGCAUCUUAAAAUAUCUUUGCGAUCAAUCAUGAUGGAAGAUCUACUUCAACCCGACACAGCGAAAAAUCGUUAUAUGGUAAUUUCGUCCUCACAAAACAAUCAAUAUGGUCGACCAGCGUCAUCAUUUGCUUCACACUCUUGUCCAAAUUUGGCCGGACUUUUAACCAACAUCGAGGAAUUACCAAGCUCCUUGCCAAACAAUCUAAACGACAAAACAUGCUUUUAUUUCCUAACAGCAAAUAAAACACUUUGUCCUGAUACCCCUCCACCAUCUCCCUCAGUACAAAGACAGCAAAACAGAACCGAUAUCGGUGAGGAAGCUAAUCUUGUCAUUUAUACAUCGCUAAUGGUUGAUCCAGGAUGUCCGACGUUCGCCACUCAAUUCAACUCUCUGCAACAAUCCAGUUCUAUUGACUUUAACAGUCUCGAUCUUAUCGUAUCAGUGGAGAGUUGGUUCGUGCUGUUAAAUUUCUUUGGCUUACUUAACGAUGACGAAUCUUCAAGUGGUACGCAGAAGUCUUCAUCUGAGCAAACGAAUCGCGAAAAGAAUUUCAACCGUAGUCAUACGAAACUAGACAUUUCAGUGCGAUCGCUGUCGCUAGUAUUGGCUAAGCCAGAAUACGAAAUAGCGAAAGCCAACGUGUCCAAUGCCAAUUUCACCGUAUCCCAGCGAUGUCAAACGAAGCAGGUCGAAGGCAGACUCGGAUCGAUUACUUUGAGCGAUCUAACGCCGUAUGGUUUUAUGUAUCGUGAAAAAUUUAUGACCACUGGUAAUGAAGCCCUGAGUUUUCUGUACAUCCGAGAUGCGGCUAAAACCCAUGCAAGGACGCUUCAGAAGGAUGCUGUUUUGAAAAUAGAAAUGUCUUCGGUACGGUUUGUACACACCAAACGGUUUAUUGCGGAGAUACAAUUGUUUUUCAAGGAGUUUUCUCAACUGCAAACUCCGGUAAUGCGAAAAAUUAAAACGACGGACUCUAAGGCUAACCUCAAUCAACGACCAACGCAGCUAGGAUUGGAGAUCAAUGCUGGAGCACCAAUUUUAAUAUUUCCAAUGGCGUUUAAUAGUGAGCACGUCAUCGUUGCCGAUUUGGGUGAAUUCACGCUAAAGAAUGAAUUCCGAAUGAGUGAUGAUCCGGAAGUUAUCAGUGUUUCCUCCAGCAGCACGAUCAAGGAGGUUUUGGAUGUAAUGCACAUUAAUUUAUUCCAUACGAACAUCUUCGCUGCUCGUCGUGUGUUAAAGCCAGAUGAAGACCCCCAAACGACGCAAUUUGAUAGCGACAUUACGAUUGAUAUGAAGUGCUAUUGGUUAGUGAAGCAAGGACCAAGCUUGUUGAAGGAAAAAUGUCACCUAAAGCUACAAGUCGAACGAAAUAUGGAUUCAUGGAAUAGUCAUUUCGUUCCAGACAUCAGCGUGCACGGAACACUAUCGAAAUUAGAAGCUGUACUAGAUUUGCAGCAGUACCGACUGGUACGGGGAUUCUUAUCGUACAAUCUAGGUGAAUCAUUGGAUGAGCUCUAUCUUCGGCCGAUGUACAUUGCAAACAGUAGCUUAAGUUUGAACACUGAUAGUGAUCUGAUUGAAGAACCAUGGAAAAAUCUUUCCAUACACCUUGAACUGCAAGACGUUUCUGUACGACUGGAAGCAUUGAAUACCGAUGGAAAACCUACACCGCUAGCAUGUAUUAAUUUUAUAAAAUCCAAACUACUGGUAGAUUCACUCAGUGACGGAGCGCAAGAUAUUGAUCUGGUUUCUCAGGAAAUACUAAUCAAAGACACCAGAUCCGAUGAACCCUCUUCCCGUGAUGAAAUGCGAAAUGUUUUUUCCAAUAUACUGCAGCCAAUAGUAAGUGAUUUCACGGAUGGCCAAGUGCAAGCGGAGAUACAUAGCAGACGACGAAAAGACUUAACAAAAUUCACCAUCCUUUUGAAUAAUAUGCGUAUGAUGGCUAUUUUGGACUGGUUGGAGAGUGCCAAAGAUUUUAUAUUGCAGCAAGAAGAUCAACCCCAAGCUGGAUUACAGCUGCAAAACAACGAACGUUUAAUUUCAGUAGAUGCAAGCAAACGAACACCAGUGACUGCAGAGAUCAAUCGAAUAGAGCUAAAGUUAAAUAUAACUGACUCCGAAUUAGUACUGGUAGAGAAAACGGAUCAACACGACUCGAAUGCUGUUAUUUUAAAGAGUACAACCGUAUUAUCAUACCGACCAUUUGAAAACUCUAGGAUAUUGUCCAUCAAUCUGAACAAUUUAGAGGUUUUUUCCUGCGUACUUGGAUCAGAGGAAGGCACUGCACUAUCGAUCAUUGACCCGAUCACUGUGAAUAUGGAUCUUCGGCAAGGCGUGCUGGAUAUGCAAAUGCAGAAACAACUGUGCAUCCGCCUGUCCUAUCACGACGUCAAAAUGUUUCAGCGAAUGCUAGAAUCUCUUCCAGGUCAAACCAAGUAUGCCCGAGAUAGCAAGCAAGCUAGCAUCGAAGAAAGCUCCGAGGCAAGCACUGCUGUCGAAAAGCUCGUUCUCUUAGGAUUUAACCGUGUUGACUGCCUGAGUGCUUUGGAGAAGUGUAACUAUCACAUAGAUGAUGCGGCUCUUUGGUUGACGCAAAAUUCGGAACCGUUAAAAUAUACAGCAGAAACCCAAAAAAUGGUGGAAGCGAUAGAGUUGAAGGCACCGUGCAUAUCAAUAUGCAUUAUCGAUGAUUGUCGGGAUGCAGAUGUGCCCUUUGUUGAACUUUCCUUGAACAAGUUGGAUCUUAGGCAAGAAAUGGGUCAAUGUUCACCUGUGGCUGCUACCGAUGGAAACGACGGCGAUGCUACUCCCGCUAUAGAGGCAUUCUCAACGACUUUUUCUGGUUAUAAAUCAGGCCGUAUGACCGGUGUAUUUGCAAGUGAUUAUUAUAACCGAGCUUUGAGUGGCUGGGAACCGUUAAUAGAAACCUGGAAGGUAGAAGCUCAUUGGGGCUACAGUUUGGGACAAAUUGGAGCAAACCGAAACCGGCUUAACCUAAAAAUUGAAAGCAACGAUACAUUAAGACUGAACAUCACUAGCACAUUAAUAGACCUUUAUCAGUUGGUCAAAGAAAACUGGAUUCAGGAUUAUUACAACUCUGCGAAUUCCGCUUGUAAAAGUCCGGUAAAUUAUCGAAGAAGGACUCCAUUCGUCCCAUUUGCCAUAAAGAAUGAUACAGGAGUAAGAUUGUGGUACACAACAGUCUUAUCGUCAGAAUCAACGAGAUCAACUGUACUGUCAGAUCGGGACACGCAAUGGAGUCAGGUUGACCCGGGAGGAACAGCAAGUUUCUCCUAUGCUUCAAAAGGUAAACAACGUCACCGUGAUACGCACAAAUUGAACCUACAUCAAAUAGCUGUGCGUGUCGAAGGUUGGCAAGAGGUUGGGCCAAUAUCCGUCGAUCGAGUUGGAACGUUUUUCCGACAUGCACGACCGGACCUCAUUGAAGACUCACAAGCGCCGCGAGCACGAAUUGUAUUUGCUGUUUCACUCGAGGGCUCGGCUCAGAAAUUGAUUACUGUGCAAUCUGCGCUUAAGUUGACCAAUAAGCUGGAUAAUGCGGUGCUGGUAAAAAUGGAACACUUGUAUGGUCAUUUGAAUAUUCGUAACUGGCCUGACACGAACACGCAGAUACUUCAUUCGAAUGAAAUUUUAAAUAUUCCUUUAACUCACGUGCAUGCAAUUCUGUACUUUCGUCCUCUACCGGCAAAUGUUCCUUUACUCGAAGACGUUAGUGCUAAUCAAUCACGCUCGGAGGAAUUAAGCAAUUCCAGUGAUGGCUGGACAUUAUUACAAAAAUUUGACAUUCAUAAAUCAUUCAACAACAACAAUGGAUUUCAGUUUACUGAUAAAGGAAUCCGAUGGAACGAAGCGAUUGAGACGAACGAGCUCUACCAGGAGUUGCGAGCUUGUCGUGGACUACGGGAAAGGUCAUACAAAAUGUUAGUUUCUAUUCGAAAAGAACCUUACCCUUCCAAAGAUGUCAUACUACUUCCUGGUCAUUCUAUAACCCUGUGGCCACCAGUCAGAAUUCAUAAUCUGCUACCGUGCGAUUUACUGUACAAACUACCGUCUGGCACUCAGGGCAGAAUACCUGCUUCCAAAACAGCAAAAAUCACUGAAAUUGAUAUGGAACAGCCGGUGGGAUUGACUUUAACUUUAGACAGCUAUCCGGAAGCAGGACAAAUUAGUAUACCGGCAGGUUUUUACGGAUCAACUGAACUGGAUGUGCGACUUUUUGAUACAAAGUCUAGAAUGUUGAAAUUACGAGCUUGCAUUCACAUCGUUAGAGGUCGUGGAAUACAAAUAUCAGUCAGCGCCCCGUUCUGGCUAGUAAAUAGGACAGGUAUUCCCUUGGUAUUUCGCCAGGAUGAUUUAGACAGCGAAUGCUCCGGUCAAUUUUCAGAAAACGAGCAAGCUCGCAUGAUUUCCCCGUUCAUGUUUGCGUUUUCUGAUCCUUCCAGUUCGGGAUGUCUUACUAUGCGACUCGGAAGGCGCUUCGGUCAAGGCUUGCAAUGGUGCCAACCAUUUAAACUCGAGCAAGGUAUCAAACACAGACAGCUUAUCUGCGGCAAAGAAUCUUUCAUCAUUGGAAUCGAAGUACGGCGAGCGCGCGGUCGUUAUAAUCAAACUGCUAUCGUUACCUUCUCCCCCAGAUAUCAGUUGUACAAUCGAAGUUCCUUUAAACUUCAAGUUUUACAGAAAUGCUUUACAGAUACUGUGUAUGACCCAGCAGCAAAAUCAGCUUAUAUAGAGGCUGUUCCUGGAUGCCAUAUAGCUUUUCAUUGGCCACGUUUAGACAAGGAGCAGGAGCUGUGCGUUCGCUUACCCGAUGUUCAUGAAUGUCUGUGGUCUGCUGGAAUUCCUAUUUUCGAAACACAAAGUCUAUAUAUCAACAUUCGAACGGUAAACGGUGCGAUGCAAUUUCUUCGGUUAGAAACAAUUCUUCAAGGCGCGACUUACUUCAUGAUAUUCAGUGACGCUCAGUCGUUACCGCCACCAAUUCGACUUGAUAAUUAUUCAGAAGUACCAAUAAGGUUUCACCAGGCAGCUGUAAAACUACAAUUCAAAACAACAGUGCGACCAAGAAGUUCAAUAGCUUAUGUAUUGGACGAACCACUAGGCAACAAGUAUCUACAAAUAGAAGCACCUGGUGGCGAUUUCGAAAACUGCUCUCUAAACGGGUUCGACAAUUUUCGACUAACUUACGAGAAUUUUAUAUACAUCGCCUUCAGCCAAACCUUCGAAUCAACGCCUUCCUUUGAAUAUAGGACGGCCAGUGACUUGGAUGUGAAAUCACAGCAACUCGUUCUAGCGGUUAUCGACAACCGGGUAGUUCUUACCCGCAAGCAAGCUGGUGAUCGUUCUCAACUGUGGAGAAUGAAUCAUGAGAAGCAAUUGGAGCAUGAAGGUUCCUCCCCACCAAGUGAACCGGGAAAAAAGCAGACAAGAUUUGUAUUAGAUUUAGAAAAGCCACCUCAACCGAUGCAAUUCAUCAAUUUGGUAGUCAGGCCAUCCAAUAGACAGCGAAGAUCAACGCAAACGUGGCGCUUUACGGAAGAAGGCCGGUUGAUGUGUGAGCAUUCAAAUAUGUGCGUUCAGGCGAAAGGAGGUAUCUUCGGUUUGCAGAGUGGCUCGGAAGCGGUACUUGGAAUGUGUGUUUCGGAAACGAAAGCUCUGAAUCGCUUUGGUGUACCUUACGAGCAGGCAAUCGAGAGGCAAAAACUGAGGCCUGGUUCAGGUUGCCUUUCCGUAACAUAUCGCAUGGAUGGACCGAUAAAAUGCAUCCAAAUAAAAGACGUGAAAAAUUUGUCAGGAGGUCCCCUUGCUUUCGACAAUUCCUGGAAGCAUGUGUCACAUAUUGUUAAUGAAACGUCUGGAAACAAUUCGAGAAACGAGCAGAAACAAUUAGCCUAUGAAAGGCAAGAAUACUAUAUUGUUGUCAAACUACGUAAAGGUAUUGGGGUUUCUCUUAUUUCCAAUCAACCCUGUGAGGAAUUGGCAUACGUUACGCUAGAGGAUAUCAACAUGGAGCUCAUCUCUACCAUGACUGUUUUUUCACUUGACUUCAGCGUGGGAGAUAUGCAAAUCGAUAAUCAAUUGUUUGAAACGUCAUGCCCUAUAGCCCUAUACACAAUACCACCGGUGAUAAACGAGUCAGCUAAUCGGUCCAGCUUAUCAUGUCUGCAACUGAAUGUUAAACUUUUACCUAGUCCCAACACAAAUGCCGUAAUAUUCGAACAUUUUAUAUUAAGCAUUCGUCCGGUUGCCGUGUAUUUAGAGGAGCGACUGAUAUUACGUUUGGUUAAAUUUACUGGGUUAGCUAAAAGUCCCAUUGACCCGACCGCUCUCCCGGAUGAGUCAGAUUACGAAGCGCAAAAGAUCGUCUACAAGGUCCUCGACGCCAAUGUAAAACGAUACUACUUUGGAGAUCUUCAGAUCGUUCCAAGCCAAAUAAGACUGAGUUUUAUUACAGCUUCCAAACUAACACCUGAGUUUGCUGAAGUGAAACGUAAUUUAGGGUUUACUUUUAUCAAAUUUGAGGAUGCAAUUAUCAAUUUUGAUAAGUUUACGCACAAAUGCCACUUCGAAACAAUGGACGCGUAUUUGAACGCUAUUAAAGCCCAUUACAAACAGGAAUUGAAAUGGCAAGCUGCGUCUAUUCUAGGAUCAGUAGAUUUUCUCGGUAAUCCACUUGGUUUUGCAAACGACCUAACCGAAGGAGUUUCUGGGCUAUUACUGGAAGGAUCUAUAUCAUCGCUAGUCAAAAAUGUAACCCAUGGAAUAUCGAAUUCAACAGCUAAGCUCACAGAGACGAUAUCGGACGGGUUAGGUAAAGUUGUUUUUGAUGAUGAACACGUCGAGGCCCGACAGAAAAUUUUGGAUGUAUCUGGAGGUAGUGGAAGCACAACUGGUGAUCAUUUAGUAGCUGGGUUUAAAGGAUUUACAUUUGGAUUGCUCGGUGGAGUAACCAGUGUAGUUAAACAUACCUACAAUGGCACUGUAAAUGAUGGGUUUUCAGGAUUUAUAACCGGCCUUGGAAAAGGGCUGGUAGGAACGGUAACAAAACCUGUCAUUGGAGUGCUUGAUCUAGCAUCGGAAACGGCGAAUGCCGUUCGAGAGCAGAGUAAAAGUUCUAGUAGAAUUCUUCCCGAACGGAAACGCCAUCCGAGGGUCGUAACUGGAGCACCUGGUGGCUUACUUCCGCCAUAUUCUAGUCUUCAAAGCAAAGGUCAGCAAUAUCUGUUUUUAAUUAACAAAAGAAAUUUUAAUGAACAAUUCAUGGCAUAUGAACCGUGCCUGUUGGAUACCAAAGAAUCAAAAAUGCGCCUGCUUGUCUCCGCCGAGCACGUGUGGGGUUUUUCGAAAAACGAGGAUACUACUACGAUAGUUUUUCAUUACCGCUUAAGCGAAAUCAUUUCCUGCCAAGCGGUUACUGUCCCUCCACCGGGAACUUCCAACGAACCAAAUGCCAAUGCUACGCGAACGAAAAAAUCAACGACCUAUAUUGAAUUUUGUCUUAUGCUACCAUCCAAGUCUCUUACACCAAGUGCACCAGAAAUGGUGAAACGACCACGAGUACGCUGCCAGAACGAAGAGAUUGCUAAGAAAAUUUGUCAUCACAUAAACUUUGCAAAAUGUAUCUACGAUGAGCGCGAACAAACCUUAAACUCAAAUACUGUGAUCGAACCAUGAGGGGACAGAUCUCCUCUUGUCUACUACACUAAUGUAACGAUUUCGUACCGAAGGGUAUGUGGCUACUGGCGCCUCUGGAAAACCGAAGUCGUUUAGCUUACGUCUGUUAAUAUGUUCUAAGCCAAAUUUAUUUCCGUUUAAAGAGGCAAAACGAAUUAUACUAUAUUUGU
Messenger RNA from Sabethes cyaneus, 13169 nucleotides. RefSeq names its product intermembrane lipid transfer protein Vps13D (gene Vps13D). Gene Ontology annotation, cellular component: extrinsic component of membrane. Gene Ontology annotation, molecular function: protein binding. The coding region runs from base 310 to 12999 and encodes 4229 amino acids. The transcript is spliced from 10 exons. Gene Ontology annotation, biological process: protein retention in Golgi apparatus; protein targeting to vacuole; mitochondrion organization. NCBI's taxonomy places the organism in Eukaryota, Metazoa, Arthropoda, Insecta, Diptera, Culicidae. The record is from RefSeq and is a predicted model, not a curated record.